Messenger RNA from Lemur catta (Ring-tailed lemur), 1601 nucleotides. RefSeq names its product short chain dehydrogenase/reductase family 16C member 5 (gene SDR16C5). Gene Ontology annotation, biological process: retinal metabolic process; retinol metabolic process. The record is from RefSeq and is a predicted model, not a curated record. Gene Ontology annotation, molecular function: all-trans-retinol dehydrogenase (NAD+) activity. Gene Ontology annotation, cellular component: lipid droplet. Lineage: Eukaryota; Metazoa; Chordata; Mammalia; Primates; Lemuridae. The transcript has 6 exons. The coding region runs from base 545 to 1348 and encodes 267 amino acids.
AGGAUUCGGAUGCAGCUGGAGCACUCCUCACCUGUGCCCUUCAGCGCAGGCUCUGGAGGCACGACCCGGCCCUUCCCUCCCAGACCCCUGCAACUGUUGCUCUCGUUCUCUAACACUCGGGUUCCCAACCUCGGGGCUCUGCUUUGCAAACACCUGGGGAACUUUUUCAAUGCUCUUGAUGGGACCCUUCCAACCCAGAAAUUCUGAUUUAAUUAUCCAGGGUGCAGCCUGGGCAUUGGAAAUUUUAAUCCUAUGAGAAAUCCUGGCACGCACGUCCAGUCUCCACGACGGCAUUUCCAGCUUCUUAAAUCUGCCCGCCGGGGACGGCAAGAAAACAGCGCGGGCCCACGUGGCGAGCUGGCGACCCCACCCCCGGCGCAGGGGCGGCCGUAGUCGUCCCGCCCCUGGACUCGGCUCCAACCGGCGCCCAGAAUAAACACCGGAACCUCGCCGAGCUGCGAGCCAGGGACGCGGGUGCCGGGGCGGACUAGGCCGGCUUCUCGGCGGGCAGCUGCGACAGCGUUUCCGGGGUGUCAGCCAGAACAUGUCUUCCCACUGGUGGUCAGCAAAGAAAUUGCUCAUUUUCUUAGCAAAGUCGCUGCUUGCUCUCCUAGAGGCUGCGAUUUUUGCCCUACUCCCAAAGCCACGGAAGAGUGUUGUUGGUGAAGUAGUGCUGAUCACAGGCGCCGGCCGUGGCCUCGGAAGGCUCUUAGCCUUGCAGUUUGCCCGCCUGGGAUCAGUGCUUGUCCUCUGGGAUGUCAAUAAGGAAGGGAAUGAGGAGACGAGCAAGAUGGCUCGGGAAGCUGGAGCCACAAGAGUGCACGCCUAUACCUGUGACUGCAGUCAAAGGGAAGAAGUAUACAGAGUUGCCGAUCAGGUUAAAAAAGAAAUUGGUGAUAUUUCCAUCCUAAUCAACAAUGCUGGAAUCGUAACAGGCAAAAAGUUCCUUGACUGCCCAGAUGAGCUUAUGGAAAAGUCAUUUGAUGUGAAUUUCAAAGCACAUUUAUGGACUUAUAAAGCCUUUCUCCCUGCUAUGAUUGCUAAUGACCAUGGACAUUUAGUUUGCAUUUCAAGUUCAGCUGGAUUAGUUGGAGUAAAUGGGCUGGCAGAUUAUUGUGCAAGUAAAUUUGCAGCCUUUGGAUUUGCUGAAUCUGUAUUUAUAGAAACAUUUGCUCAAAAACAAAAGGGGAUCAAAACCACUAUUGUGUGCCCGUUUUUUAUAAAUACUGGAAUGUUUGAAGGUUGUACUACUGGCUUCUUGCCUGUCAAGAUGGGACUGCUCUUAGCUGACUAUCUGGGUGUCUUUCUUGCAAUGGAUGGCUUCAAGGGCCAAAAGAAGAAACAAUAAAGACCAACUCUAAGGCUGACGUCAUCUGAUACCCCACGUUACACAAUGCCUAUUUCAAUGAAGAAAAGUAUUUUUGUCCAACAGUAGAACAUAUCUGGAGUCCACAAGUACCAUUCUUAUUCUGUUAUCUGGACUAGAAUUUUCAACCCGUACUUUUAAAAAUAAUGUUGCUAUCACCUUUUAUGUUGAGUUUUGUUUUUUGUUGUUUUUUCCCCCCCCCAAAAUUGAAGACCCAUUGUUGUCAUUUCCAUUA